This is a messenger RNA of Drosophila montana, 757 nucleotides long. RefSeq lists its product as uncharacterized. The record is from RefSeq and is a predicted model, not a curated record. The transcript is spliced from 3 exons. The coding region runs from base 92 to 457 and encodes 121 amino acids. Lineage: Eukaryota; Metazoa; Arthropoda; Insecta; Diptera; Drosophilidae.
GCUCAGUGCAAUGUAAGAGCUUGAGCUAAAAUGGUCAGAGGAAUCGCAGUUUAGCCGCAUUUGCAACGUUGUGAAAUAGAGAAGCUAAGAAAUGAACGGCUGGCACAUAAUAUGCUUCUUAAUAGUGGUAUUUGCCUAUAUCGAGCACAAUAAUGCCGCCACCAAGGUGCUCUACGAAUUCCACAUUCGUGAGGUUCACAGUGAACGCAAUGAGACGGGCUCGCUCAACACCUCGAACAACAAGACGGGGGAGCCCGAACUGAUUAUUACGGGCAAACGCAGCUCACAAUUGAUAUUGCCGGGCAAGGACUUGAAUUCCAGCAGCACCGUCUACAAUGAGCUGGUUGUCUAUACGGCCGAUGACAGCGGCUACCAUGUCAAGUACAAUAUAAGCAUAAGGCCACUCGAUCUGGACACACGACUCGGCGGGAAAACCCUUAAGGUGAUCGUGGGCUAACUGCGGAACCAGUAUUAUUUCGAUUAAUUUACAGAUACCAUACAUUCAAAUGGAAGCGAGUGGGUGGAGAUAAGUUAGACUUACUUCUAAGAUCAAUAUGUGGACUUGACUUGUGGACAAAGAUAAGAAUUAUGUUACUAAAAUGUCUUUCCAUUAUAUUGACAAAGAAUUUACAGAUACCAUACAUUCAAAUGGAAGCGAGUGGGUGGAGAUAAGUUAGACUUACUACUAAGACCAAUAUGUGGACUUAAAACCAUGAGAAUGAAUAUAUUUUCAUUUGAAUAAAGCUUUGGAAUUAUA